AGACUGCCGGUUUGCGAAAAUUACAAGUAAUAAUACUCACAGAACAUAUGACAUAACAUUACAGUUGCUACAUACGCAUGAACAUUAUCUUUAGAUCUCUCGUGACUGUUGUAUGGCAAAAGGUCGACUUUCACAUGCUACACUGCUGACAACCUCCCUGAAGUGUGAUGUGUUCUGCCCUCAGUGUUAACUGGUAGAUAACUGAAACUGAUAUUGACUGAAGUGUGAUGUCGUGUGUCCUAAGUGUUAACUGGUAGUGUCCUAAGUGUUAACUGGUAGUGUCCUAAGUGUUAACCGGUACUGUAGAUAACUGAAACUGAUAUUGAAAACUGUUGCAGCCCGACUUAAAGAGUGGAUUAAAAACUAGGAUAUAUAUUCAAGACACUUUAUACAAGCAGGGUGCAACAGUGAUUGAAGAUAUAACCAAUUUUUUUGAAACACUUUCUCUAAUAUUUCUACUACAAGACCAUGGGAGAAGGUGGCCGAAGGUCGGCUAUUCAAGAGUUGACCUGGUCAGAAGUCCAGAAGCAUGUUUCGAGAGAUGACCGGUGGAUUGUGGUGGACGGAGAGGUUUACGACGUGACACACUGGUCCAGGAAGCAUCCUGGGGGGUCCAGACUGAUAGGCCAUUAUGCUGGGCAGGAUGCUACAGAGGCCUUCAGUGCGUUCCACAAUGAGCUGGACCAAGUGCGCAAGUACCUGAAACCCCUGCACGUCGGCACACUCAAGAAUCACGAGGACAACGAGAUGAACAAGGACUUCCGUAUGUUGAAGCAGGCAGCCAUCAAGAUGGGCCUGUUUGAGCCAAGUUUCACCUUUUACACGCUGAUACUGGCCCACAUUGUGCUGUUACUGGUCGGCUCCUAUGUGGUACUCUACAUGUACGGGAAUGUGUGGUGGGCCGUGCUUCUCUCCCUUGCGAUGUUCUCCGUUGCACAGGUGCAGGCCGCAUGGACCCAGCAUGACUUUGGACACCUGUCUGUGUUCAAGACGUCCACCCUGGACCACUUCAUGCACCAUCUUGUCAUGGGCCUGAUGAAGGGAGCCUCUGCAAGCUGGUGGAACCACAUGCACUACCAGCACCACGCCAAACCGAAUGUGAUUGACAAAGACCCUGAUGUCCGCAUAGAUCAGCUGUUUGUCGUAGGUGAGGUGAUGCCAGUCAGGGUUGCCCAAGAGAGAAAGAAAAGCAUGCCAUUUAACCUUCAGCACAAGUACUUCUUUGCCUUGGGACCUCCGCUGCUCUUCCCAGUUUACUUCCAGUAUAUGUUGUUUCGGCAUGAAGUGACCAGAAAACUUUGGAUGGAGCUGUUUAUUACCCUUUGCUUUGUUUUUGGCUUCUACUACCUGACCAUUCCGAUUCUUGGAUUGAGUACCAGUAUAGCCUUCUACUUCUCCUUUAGGUAA
This is a messenger RNA of Dreissena polymorpha, 1407 nucleotides long. RefSeq names its product acyl-CoA 6-desaturase-like. The transcript has 10 exons. NCBI's taxonomy places the organism in Eukaryota, Metazoa, Mollusca, Bivalvia, Myida, Dreissenidae. The record is from RefSeq and is a predicted model, not a curated record. Bases 469 to 1407 code for a protein of 312 amino acids. Gene Ontology annotation, cellular component: membrane. Gene Ontology annotation, molecular function: oxidoreductase activity, acting on paired donors, with oxidation of a pair of donors resulting in the reduction of molecular oxygen to two molecules of water. Gene Ontology annotation, biological process: lipid metabolic process.